Parasteatoda tepidariorum (common house spider) is the source of this 1223-nucleotide messenger RNA. RefSeq names its product homeobox protein Hox-B4-like. Lineage: Eukaryota; Metazoa; Arthropoda; Arachnida; Araneae; Theridiidae. Gene Ontology annotation, biological process: positive regulation of transcription by RNA polymerase II; anterior/posterior pattern specification. Gene Ontology annotation, molecular function: RNA polymerase II cis-regulatory region sequence-specific DNA binding; DNA-binding transcription factor activity, RNA polymerase II-specific. The record is from RefSeq and is marked provisional. Gene Ontology annotation, cellular component: nucleoplasm; nucleus.
AUUCACCAGCAAAAUUAAUGACGAUGUCUAGCUUUUUGAUGAACACAGCUCAGUAUGCUCAAGAUCCAAAGUUUCCGCCGAUAGAGGAAUAUUCACAGGGAAAUUAUAUUCCGGAUUACUAUCCGCAUUAUGGAAGUUUUCAUGCCGCACCCCCUGUAAGUUAUGGCCCGCCGACCGAGAAUGGGACAGCGGUCGGAGGCUAUACGAGCCACGGCAAUUCGCCGCACUAUUAUCAGCGAUCGUGCAGUGUAAGUCAGCAAAAUGCUGUCACCCCCCUCAGUGUUGAUCAUGUUGGUACUGAUGACAGUCUUCAUCAUAUUCACAACAGAUCCUCGCCGGACAGUUCACCACCGCCCGGAUCCCUCAUACCGAGGUCGGACGCUCAAAAUUCGGACUGUUCCGGGUCAGAUAAUCCUGUAAUAUAUCCAUGGAUGAGAAAAGUUCAUACAAAUAAUCCCGGUGUGAAUGGAGUAUAUCCAGGCCUUGAACCAAAACGACAACGAACUGCCUACACAAGACACCAAAUUCUAGAACUCGAAAAAGAGUUCCAUUUCAACCGCUACCUGACGCGGAGGAGACGAAUCGAAAUCGCCCAUUCCCUCUGCCUUUCAGAAAGACAAAUCAAGAUUUGGUUUCAAAAUAGGCGGAUGAAGUGGAAGAAAGACAAUAAGCUACCAAAUACAAAGAACGUGAAGAAGAAACAGCAACCCAGUGCUAACAACCCAAACAGCAAUAACACCACCAAUAACACUGUGAAUAACACCAACUCCAAUACAGGCAAAACGCCGACACAGCAACAGGCACCACCACAACCAGCUUUAAUGCCUAUACAGAACCGCUCAUACACAUUACCGUGUGAACCCAAAGAUGAAUAUGGUCUGACAGAACUGUGACAUGUUCCUCUGUAAUGCCAAAAUAUUGUAUAUUAAUAUAUUUGCAAUAUGGACAAAGAUAGAACUUGUAAAGCGUUUUAAUGAAGCUAAAUUGGUACUUCUGAAAAUUACUCUUCGACUUCGAAUGUCUUUGAAUGAUUUGCUUCCUUUUACUUCAUGUACAACGAAAUGAUUUGGGCCUGUUGUGCAGUUUUGAUUUGAUUUAGUCUAAAAUAUGAUGAUUAUUUAAAUUUUUAUCGAUGGUAAUCAUCUGGAACGACAUGUUAAAGUUCAUGUUGUUGAGGAAGUUUAAAUGUAAUUUGGUCCAAAAUUUCGUGAUAUUUUAAGCUU